UCUGUCUGCCUAUCGCGAUACAUGCCAUUCGCGGCUCGGCACGUCUUUGUUAACAACCAUGCCUAGAGACGAUCUAUCCAUCGACUUCGUCAGGAGGAUGCCGCCACCCGAGGUCCUCGACCCGGCGCUGGUUCUUGACGAGUGGAUCAACCGGGUGCAGAACCUGCCCGAGGAGAUCCGCUUCGUCCAAGAGGAGAUCGCUGACAAGGACCGUCAGUACAAUGAGUGCAUCAAGUUGAUUGAGGAGAGGGACGCGCGCAUACAAAAGUGGAUCAAGGCGAACGGCAGCCACGAGCCUAACCCGCGCGAGGAAGGCUACCGCCAGACCAUUCGCGAGAACUUCUCCCGCGCCGACCAGCUCGCGAACGACAAGAUCGCGCUGACACAGAGGCUGCAACUCAUAGUGGACAAGCACAUCCGCAACCUCGACAUCCAGAUCAAGGCUCUCUACGACCGGAAUGAGCCCGGCUUUACCGAUCCCGACGAGAUCCCCUCUCUCCUCCGGCCGAGCGCCGCCAACCAUUCCGCCCCGUCGAUACGGUCCGUAAACCCGUCCGCCAGUUUGGCCUCGGGCACGACCGCCCUCAACCCUAUCCUCAACAACGCCUCCCAAUCCUCAAUCCGAGCCUCCAACCCUCAGAUUAGAAGUACAAUAUCUCACCAGCAGGGCUCGGCAUCCGCGCCCGCGACGCCCGCCGCGAGUAUAAUCCUGAACCGCCAGGCAAGGGAGAGUUCGGCCGGCCCAGGGAGCGGUGCCCCUAAGAGGGGCCCCCGCUCCAGCGUCGGCCUCGGCAACGCCCCGGCGCUGUCCAGCGGACUGGCGCGGCACUCCUCUCUGGGACCGGGGACCCCGAAGUCGCACACCGCGGCCGGGGUCCAGCGGGCGGGCAGCGCCGGGCCGAGAGCCACGACCAAGGGAACCGGCGCCGGCGUCGGCCGCAAGUCCGGCACCCCCUCGAGCACGGCCGGCCGCAAGAAAGGGACACCAGCGGCGGGCGGCGGCGCCGCGGGCGCCAACAAAUCGGGCCUGUCCCGCGUGAAGCGGGUGGGCUCCAAGAACAGCCCGUCGUCGACGGCCGAGAGCGAGCUCUCGGGCGCCGAGAGCAUCAGCGACGACGACUCGGACGUGCCGACGGGCGGGAGGGGCACCCCUGCGGCGCGGCCGGGCCCCAGCGGGCCGGACAAGGGCGCCAACAACAACAACAACAACAACAACAACAACAACAACAAGGAAGGUAGCCGCGAGAGGGAAGGUCCAGGCGGCGGCGGCGGCGGCGGCCGGGCGGGCAGCCAGGCGCAGGGAAGUAGCCAGCGGGAUCGGGAGGGCAGCGCUAAGGGCGUGAGGGUAGGGGGACCUGGGGCGGGCGACGACGAGGAUGCCAUGGACGUCGACGACGAUGAGGCGGGCGACGAUAAGAAGUACUGCAUCUGCCAGAACGUCAGCUUCGGCGACAUGGUUGCCUGCGACAACGACGCCUGCCCCUACGAGUGGUUCCACUGGAGCUGCGUGGGUCUCAAGAGCGAGCCCAACGGCAAGUGGUUCUGUCCGGUCUGCACGGAGAAUAUGAAGAAGAGGGGGAAGUGAAAUGGAGGUGGCCCCGGGUUGUUUGUGUCAUGUGUUUGGGGAUCAUGGGAGGGGCGUUGGACUGGCG
Messenger RNA from Phialemonium atrogriseum, 1652 nucleotides. Its product is annotated as putative phd-finger domain-protein. The coding region runs from base 59 to 1585 and encodes 508 amino acids. The transcript has a single exon. Gene Ontology annotation, biological process: regulation of DNA-templated transcription. Lineage: Eukaryota; Fungi; Ascomycota; Sordariomycetes; Cephalothecales; Cephalothecaceae. Gene Ontology annotation, cellular component: NuA4 histone acetyltransferase complex; nucleus. The record is from RefSeq and is a predicted model, not a curated record.